AGGAAGUAGCGCGGGGCUUUUGUUAUUCGAAGUCCCACAGUCUAAAACAACUGGAAUAUAUCCGCAGUUUUAUGAUUCAAACAGCGACCUGUAAUCUCCUCCUCGCGGGGUGUUUUUGAGAUGGAGCCUUACGAGCCAGAGGCUCGUCUGGGGUUUGAACUUUACUGUCGUUGCCAUUUGGCACGGAGGCAAUCACCCUCCGGAGGUUCAGAUGAACUACUAAUACUUCAGCCGGCCGCUGUUAAAAAGUGCAUUUACACGAGUGUGAGAGGGAAUAAAACCGGUGGCCUCUCGAUAUGAAACGGCGUCGAGGCGUUGCGCUUCUUUUGUAUUUCGCAAUAUUCUCACAAACUCGCGGCGACGUCCACCGACCGUCCGCACGGAGAAAGUAGGGCCGCCGAACAGCGGCACCCAUGUGAACCCCACCCUCUCCUGGUGUGUCCUUAUCAGCACCUCUUCUGACCCCGUGGGUCCAGUUACCCCCUACAUAAAACAAAUAAUAAAUAAACAAUAAACCAUUGCACUAAUAUUCAUGUUUUACCUUUUUUUUAAACGUGUAGCCUACAGAUGAAUUCCACAUUGGUUUGGCCCAAAUCAAAAACGGACAUUAAACUUUGUUUCAUUAGACUUUUUAUUUUCUUUGCAUGUAUAAAAAAACCUGUCCGACGCCCUCAAGUCACCAUUGACAUCGCGGCUUAAUGUGAGGCUGCUUAUUGGUUUCUGCGGUGGUUAAAUCCAGUGGGCCCCCGGCCCACGGUCCUCUUCCUGGGCUCCUCUUCUUCUUCAGGAGCUCGCAUACACGGAGCUCGCCGUGGCUUCUGGAGCUCCCGCCUCGGAAGACCACGCCUCCCUCCGCGCGGAUCCACAUGGGACAGAUCCCGCCCCCCGAGCCGAGCCGGCAGCCUAUAACCUCCCCGGGUUUCCGCCCAUUCCUCCACAGUUGUUUCUUCGGGAUGGCAUUGUCAUGCAAAUAAAGGACGCGUGAAAUAUUCUCCCAGAGCGAGGCGCGGGGCAGAGACUCACACGGACCGCGCGGAGGACACACGACCGGGGGGGCCACACGGUGUGGAUUUGUAUCGCUUUUUUUUUCGUCGCCACGGACCCGUCCUUCUGUCACAGACGCCCUGGCCCUCAUGAGCAGCGACGCAUAGCCGGGACGUGCAUCAGCCGGGAAUCGGGUCGGACCGUUCAAGGAAAACCUGCGGCGGCUGUCCUGUGGAAAUAGUGUUCAUUCUUCCCGUUUCCACGCGUGAAGUCGGAGGUGUCUCUCCUCUCCAUCCUGUGCUUCGGGCUACCUGCUGCUGCUACGUGGGGGGAACUACUUCCAGAGACCCCUGGAUCGCUGGAGAACACCCUUUUUUUAAUGUUUUAGGGAUUUUAGGAUCCCUCAAAUAUUAACAUUUUUUUUGCACACCAAGUGUGUUAUCUCCUCUCCUUUGUCCUUUUUGGGAUAUAUACAGUACUUAAACACGUGCCUUAAUAGCUGGUUAUAAUCCAGUGUAACUGUGGCAUUGUCACCAGACCAGAGACGCUCAACAGGGGGAAGACGCGUGUUAUCGGCUUUAGAGCCCGGGCAGGAUUACUGGUCCCGCACCCUCCAGCGCGCUGCGACCAUGAGCCAGGCGGAGGUGUCGACGUGCUCCGCGCCGCAGCGGGUCUUCCAGGAGGCGGUGAAGAAGGGCAACACCAAGGAGCUGCACUCGUUGCUGCAGAACAUGACAAACUGCGAGUUCAACGUCAACUCCUUCGGGCCGGAGGGACAGACGGCGCUGCACCAGUCGGUCAUCGACGGCAACCUGGAGCUGGUCAAGCUGCUGGUGAAGUUCGGCGCGGACAUCCGACUGGCCAACAGGGAAGGUUGGAGCGCGCUGCACAUCGCCGCCUUCGGUGGCCACCAAGACAUUGUGCUAUACCUCAUCACCAAGGCCAAGUACUCAUCUGGCGCCCGGUGAUCUGUCUCUGCUGUCAGGUAAUAAAAAGGAGAAGGUUAAAAAAAAUUGAGAAAAAAGAAAGAAAAUAAAAAAAACAACAAGUGGAAAUUUAAGCUGCAACACAAGGGGAAGCCAGGCUAAAAAAACAAACUGCCAUCGUCGACAUAGUUGUGCCAAAUUAUACAUAUAUGUGUAUGUAUACAUAUAUAUGUGUAUGUUUAAAUAGACAGCAGAAUAGUCUUCCCUCAUUGAAAACCAAACGGGGUCCUCUCUGCACGCCUGGGUGAAGUAUCGCAUGGCUCGUACACGGCGCUUCAACGCGGCUCUUUAAACAAAAGAAACGCCGGGUUUCGGUGAGUUCGUUGGUACUAAAGCUUUCCUCUUGAAUGUGUUUAUUAGAUCCCGUCGUCCAAUAUAAAAAGAAGCCGGUGUCUGUGUAUCGUCACAUGCGUGUGUGUUUGGACUCCAGAAGUGCAGAUGGCCCAGUUUCUCUCUCCACCCAUGAGCUCCAGCAUACAGUUGAACGGUUUCCUCCUGGAGGGGGUGCAGGGUGGAGGGUGGCGGGUGGAGGAGGGGGUGGUCGGGGGUGUUGCUCCUCGUUGUUUUAAGUUAUUUUAUAUGAAAACACGGCACUUGAUUGCUAAAUGGCUGCAUGCUGGAAUAUCUGAAAGGGAAGACACGCGAACAAGACAGAGAAGAAGUGUUGCCCUCUGUUGGCUACCAGAGGUUUUAGUCUGUUUAUUUUUUUUAUUUUUAUUUUUUUAACUCAAAGAGCGGCAUUAUGGCUAACCAACGCGCUUCCACAUGUGUAACAACAAGCGGCUCCAUCAUUGUUGUGAUGUACUGUACACAAUAGCUUUACUUUGUUUGUGUUUUCAAGAGAGAGAGAGAGAGAGAGAGAGAGGAGCGGCGGCAGCAGGAUGCGCUCGUGCAGAUCUUGCCAUGCUGGCGUCCAACUUGUCGGGCCAGUUGCGACCACCGUGGCCGAUGGUCAUUGUGUGAAAAAAAAAAAAAAACAGAAAAAAACCCCGCUGCUUUCGCUUUGUAUCAAAAAAAAGUCGUAUUUGGAAUUCACUUUAUAAUCUCCUUUCAGUAUUUUAUUAACAUCCUAGUCAUCCCUGUGAAAGCAGGCUGUGCUUCUUUUUUUAUUUUAUUUUUUAUUUAUGAAGGUACAUUGAGAAGAUGCGUUUUUGAACAUGUUAUGGUUCUUCUUAAAAUCAUAUAUGAAUAUUUAGGGUGACUCAAGCUGCUUCAGACUCGAGGUAUAAAUAAACUGUCCCGUGCGGAGGUAGACCUGCCAGCCCCCCCCCCUCUCCAGAAACCCCUUCUGUUGAAGCCUGUUGACCCAAGAGGACUUUGUCUCCCGUUAAAAGGACUUUGUUUGGUUGCCUUUUGCCAGCUACCUCGACUAUAAAGUAUUCUCAAGUUGUUCCGCUCUCUCACCGCUCUGCCACGUUGUUUGGAGUCUGAGGAGAUUCACAAUUUGUCUGUGAUCAUCCGCAUGCCAGUAUGUUUUUUUUAUUUUAUUUUGUGGCCUACCAGACCGAUGGACUUCAGUACUCAUCAUGCAACCUCGGUCGGGCCAGUUUUUUCUCUUCUUUUUUUUUUUUUUUUUUCUUUUUUUUUUACACUACAACCAAACCAAUUCUGUCGAGCAAUGCAUCGUUUUGCCUCUGCAUGGGAGGCUGAGGCUCUCUGUUUCUCUCUAACACACGCACACACACGCACACACACACACUGCCAUUGUUUUCCAUACAAACCUCCACUUUCCUCUCUAUCUCUGUCUUCAACAGCCUGUUUUUUUUUUGUUUUCUAGGAUAUUUUAUUCCAGUCAUACAAAAAAAACACGUAUCGCGUGACUUUUAAAUGCAGGGAGUUUUAUUGCACAAAAACGCGGAGCCUUGUGCGCCCCUAGUGUUUGUACGGGGUAACUGCAGGAGCCAAGGCUUUGGAAUAGUUACUACUACUGAGCAGGAGCCUGAUACUGUUGGACGAUGAAGACUUCAAAUAGCAACAACACAUGACUAUAGCAGGCCGUCACAGAUUAGAAGAGGAAUAAUAAAACGGUUUCAUAAACUUGCCUGCUGAAUUUUGAAAGUCAUGGCACCCUAACAUUUGUAUCAAUGCUGCUUGUAUGUUUUGGUUUGUUGAUGUUUUUUAUUUUGUUUUUUUUAAAGCCUACUACUCAAAUGGCCAACAGUUGCAUAGAAGCUUCACAGCAGCACUGGUUCACCACAUGAGAAGCUGUUGAAAGAGGUUUUUUGUUUAAUUGCAGUGUGUUUGUGUGAUUCUGAGCUUCUCUUGGGGGCCUUGUGUCGCUGUCAGUAAAACAGUCACCCAGACUAAGAACUUCUUCCGGAACAACCACAAGUAAUCUGAAGCAAUAGAUCCACCAUAUCAAGGUAUAGAUUGGUAUCAGGCAACAAAUUAAUUAUGCAUCACUUGUCUUAAACUUGAUGUGUUUUCUUUUUUUCUUUUUUUUUUCUUUGAAUAUUGCACUGAUGACUGUUGUUGAAAAGUUGACUUUUGUGUGUCAACAUUUUAUUUUUUUUCUGAAUAGAAAAAAACCAACACAACAAAAUACUAUUGUAUAAAUAUAUGCUCCGGGUGAUAAAGUCCUAAUGUGUGUGUUACUUUGUGGAAAAAACGUGAUGUUUUUUUUUUUAAAGCAAAGAUGCGUGUAUCUCUGUGAUUGGGUGUAUGUAUAUAUACAUAUGGAUAUAUAUAUAUAUAUAUAUAUAUCGAUGCUGAUAUAGAUGACUGGGGGCACUUUCUUUUUUGAAGUGCUGUCUUCCUGUUUUUUUGAAAGGGGAAUAAUACAUUUGAUGGUAAGAUCAUUGUAACAUGGUUAAAAAUUGCACGGUUGUGUGGUUGUUUGGCUUACCAGGGUCAUAACAUUUAUGACGUAAGGAGCCAGCCUCCGGAUUGGUGUAAAUGAGUGAGAGGUUGUUUUUUUUUUGUUUUUUUUAAUGCUGACUUCUUUGGACCAAGUGGUGUUUCUGGUCUUGCUUCAUUUCAAGCAAGAGGAAACGGCAGAUUUUUCAUGAGUGAUGCAGAUGUUCCAUCAUGUUUCAUUUUGUUUGUAUACUUUUAUUUUUGAACAUUUGUAACACUGUGAUGAUGACGUGAUGUCAUGUGGAGAUGAGUGCUGUAUUAUUUUUGUACGUUUGUGUACAAGCCAGUAAAGAAAUCAUUAAACUCAAAAAUCUGU
This is a messenger RNA of Gasterosteus aculeatus aculeatus (three-spined stickleback), 5142 nucleotides long. It is a transcript of the gene nrarpa, whose product is annotated as NOTCH regulated ankyrin repeat protein a. Gene Ontology annotation, cellular component: cytoplasm. Gene Ontology annotation, molecular function: protein binding; phosphatase regulator activity; enzyme inhibitor activity. Lineage: Eukaryota; Metazoa; Chordata; Actinopteri; Perciformes; Gasterosteidae. The record is from RefSeq and is a predicted model, not a curated record.